GCUUGUUUGCGGCGGUUGACGUACGUCACGACGAGUAUACACUUCGGACCAAUUUUUAAACUACGUCGUUUUAAUUAUCUGGUAUAACAUGCCAAGAAAAAACACUAUUUUAAAUAGUCAAGCCAAAAAACUGGUUUACCAUGUAAACUGUUUUAUGAAAAAGGAGGCUGAAGAAGGACCCAGAAAUUUAAAACAAGUUCAAAAAAGAACAGCGGAGGCUACGAACACAUCUGUUGCAACUGUGAAGCGAAUUCUGAAAGAAGGUGGUAGUAAUGAGUUUCUUUCUGCAUUUAGAACACCAGGAAAAAAACGACCAAGAGCAAAACCUAUCACAGGUGUAAAUAAUUUUGACCAGGGAGUAAUUAAAAGGUGUAUACACAAUUUUCAUAUCACAGAAAAAGAAUUGCCCAAUAUAGCAAAAUUGCGAAGCAAAAUGCAGCAAGAUAUAAAUUUUCAAGGCUCUGAACGAAGUUUGAGAAGAAUUAUACAAAGUUUAGGGUUCAAGUGGAAGAACACAGAAAAUAAAAGGCGGGUGCUGAUAGAGACCUCAAGUAUUCGAUUAAAAAGAAUUGAAUAUUUAAAAAGAAUGAGCCAGUAUAGACAUGAAGGAAGGCCUAUAGUGUAUACGGAUGAAUCAUAUGUAGAUUCUUCUCAUUCGACUCCCAAAGCCUGGUCAGAUGAGUCAACUAAAGGUAUUAAAAAACCUAUUUCAAAGGGACAGCGGGUAGUCAUUGUUCAUGCCGGGUCCGAGACAGGUUUUAUUCCAAAUGCAUUACUCACAAUUAAAACAGUUAUAAAGACAGGCGACUACCGCGACAAUUUGAAUUUUGAUAUCUAUGAGAAAUGGCUGCGAACUCAAUUAAUACCUAAUCUGCCAAGUAAUUCCGUAGUAGUAAUUGACAACGCUUCCUACCAUAAUGAACAAUAUGACCCGGCACCAACAUCAGAUGCGAAAAAAUCGGAACUUCAGGCCUGGUUAACGGAAAAAGGCAUUGAAUUUAGUGAGGAUAUGUUGAAACUUGAGUUAUACAACCUUGUAAAAUCUAACAAGGACAAGUACAAGAAAUUCAGAAUAGACAGAAUUCUGGCAGAAUAUAACCAUGACGUCAUUCGUCUACCUCUGUAUCAUCCAGAUCUCAAUCCGAUUGAGAUGGCAUGGGCUGCGAUUAAAGAGUACGUAUCCAGGAAGAACGUUACUGGUCCCAUCAAAGAAGUGACUGAAUUAAUUAAAGAAAAGGUAGAAUUAAUGGGUGCAAGCGAGUGGAGUAAGAUGUGCGAAAAAGUAAAAAAUAUUGAAGAGGAGUACAAACGAAGUGAUCGUGUGAUUGAUAGUUUAACAGAGGAAUUUAUUAUUCGAGUUAAUUCCGACUCCGAUAGUGAUAGUGACUUUACUGAUAGUGAUGACGAGGAAGAAGAUGAUGAUGGGAAUCCAACUGGCAGUACCUACUAGAUUAAUUGUGGAAAGCGAUUUAAUGGAAGGUGUCACACCCAUAUCACUGUAAUGUUUCGUCACUAACCGACUACGGAGCGUAUAAUUUUUAAUAUCUCAUAAAAUACAUUUUUCUUUUUAUAAAAAAA
Molecule: messenger RNA, 1578 nt
Organism: Helicoverpa zea (corn earworm)
Lineage: Eukaryota; Metazoa; Arthropoda; Insecta; Lepidoptera; Noctuidae
Exons: 2
Coding region: 89-1450 (453 amino acids)
Molecular function (GO): nucleic acid binding
Source: RefSeq, a predicted model, not a curated record